CUGUGUGAUAACUGUGCAACAGCCUACGUAAAACAAAUCAUUUCCUACGAGAACAGAUCCAUGGGUAACUUAGGCAGUGGGAGCUCUACCACCCACUCCUAGGUGUCUCAACUUCUUAUUGCCCAUAGGUAUAGGAAAAGUCAAUCUCCUUUAACACUGAGUACUCACCACAUAUUGACUAGAAGAUACCCAUUGGUUAAAGAGAGAUCACUGAGAACAAAGUGCAUCCUAAACCCUUCAUACUUUCUCAGUUACCAUCAGGAGAAAACAUUUAUUGAGAAAAUUUGAGCUUGCAUUUUGUUCUCUAUUGCUGUGAUUUCUGCUUUGCUGAAGACUUCCCAGAGGAAUAAGAGCAGUUAGUAAUUAACCAAAUAUUUCUCACCAAUCAAUAAUUAAGAACAGCAUGGAAAUUAUGAGGUACAACAUGUAGGAAACUCAUAGGCUUAACUCAUUUGUAACAAAACUCAACUGCUUUACCAGAGAAAGUGAUAGCUACAAAAAUUUUCCCUCCAUGCUGCCUUUGCAGUACAGCAGUGCUUCACAUGACCAGUUCUCAAGGACAAUUUCUAAGAACCUUUCUGUAGUCUUGCUUUAACCCAGUUAAACAGUUUCUUUUGAAAAGGUUUCAGUUCCUGUACAUUUCUUAGCAGGUUUUAGGCAUUUCAUUUCGGAAAGGUGAAGUGUCAAAUUGUUCUCCCAUCACGGUCUUCUGUCCAUCCUGAAAAGAGGAUCAAUGGUGAGGCACAUGGAACACUGCUUUCUGAAGACUUUCUGUACAUCAUGUGAAAGCUACAGAUGCAGUCAGCAUGAGGGAAAGUUCCAUUGCAGCCUGUUAAAUUACAAGAUGGUAACCUUCAAGGAUUUGGAAUCUUACAGAAACUUGUGAAAAUAAAUUUGCCUAUGGAACAUCAUCUCCAAUAGAAAAGUUUAAUAAAGGAUUGAUUAUGCUUUCUUCAAAUAACUCAAGCAAUUUAACUCAUUGCUCUGACUUUGGAAAUAGGUCCUGUUCUGAGACCUUUAGGUCACCUGGAGUAUGAGGGGUAAUGUAUCUAUACAUAACAGCAGCCUUCAUUCUCACCAUCUCAGGGAAUCUGGCCAUAGUUGUCUCUAUCUCGUAUUUCUAGCAGCUCCAUUCUCCCAAUUUCCUCAUCCUAUCCAUGGCUGUCACUGAUUUCCUGCUGGGCUUUGCCAUUACGCCUUAUAGCAUGGUGAGGUCGUGGUAUUUUGGGAUGAUGUUCUGCAAAGUUCAUUACAGUUUCAACCUCAUGCUCUGCUUAGUUUCCAUUUUCCGUCUUUGUUCCAUUGCUGUGGAUCGGUUUUAUGCAAUCUGCCAUCCUCUGCAUUACACCAGCACCAUGACUGUCAUCACCAUAAAACAAGUCCUAGUAGUGUGCUGGUCAGUGCCUGCGGCUUUUGCUUUUGGUGUGGUUUUCUCAGAAGCUUAUGCUUCUGGAAUUGAGGGCUAUGAAAUGCUGGUUAAAUGCUCGAGCUCAUGUCCUAUUAUGUUCAACAAACAGUGGGGGACUAUUUUAUUCACAAUUGGUUUACUUGCCCCUUCUUGUAUAAUGAUAGGGAUUUAUGUUAAAAUUCUAACAGUAUCCCAAAGGCACACAUGUGAGUUGAGCCAGGCACAAAGACAAACAAAAAAUAAGACAAAUGAUCUUUCUGGGAAUAAAGAUAGGAAAGCUGCAAAGACUUUGAGCAUAGUUAUGCUGGGUUUCUUAAUAUGCUGGUUUCCUUGUUUUUUCACUAUCUUAAUUGAUACAUUUUUAAAUUUCUUUACUCCUUUACCUUUGUUUGAUGCUCUAAACUGCUCUGGGUAUUUAAAUUAUUUCUGUAAUCCUUUAAUAUAUGGCUUUUUCUAUCCAUGGUUUCAGAAGACAUUUCUCUUAAAAGGCAAGAUAUUUAACCCAUAUUUUCAUACAGUAAAACUUCUAGCUGAAUAUCAGUCACAGUAAUAGAUUCUACUAUAGACAGCAGCUCUAGAAAUGAAGAACUGUGGGUUACUGAAUAUCAUUAUAUAUAUAUAAAAUUGCUGAAUAUUCAAUAUUCAAUAAUAUGAAUUAUCCAUAUUAGUAGAAGCCUGAAAUGCACAAUAUGAAUUUUAAUUCA
Messenger RNA from Pezoporus occidentalis (night parrot), 2112 nucleotides. Its product is annotated as trace amine-associated receptor 2-like. Gene Ontology annotation, biological process: G protein-coupled receptor signaling pathway. Gene Ontology annotation, molecular function: trace-amine receptor activity. Gene Ontology annotation, cellular component: membrane. Lineage: Eukaryota; Metazoa; Chordata; Aves; Psittaciformes; Psittacidae. The record is from RefSeq and is a predicted model, not a curated record.